GGAGCUGCGCAUCCUGAGCGUCUACGGACAAGGGGAGGGCCCUCUGACGGUGGACGGCCAUGACACCCUCUUUGUCGCGUCAGAACUAGAUACCUUGAGCUCGCUGUCUGCUGACCACAGCGUGGCCAAGAGCCUGAACUGCAGCGUGAGGUUCGUCCGCCUUGAGGAGCUGACUGGGCAUCAGGGUGGCCGCAAGGGCCGGCCCGGUGUCUUGUGUGGAAAGGUUAUUCCCAACAAUGCCAAUAUGAUCGUCCACAUGAUGACUCACUCCGGGGAGAAGCCCUACAGGUGUGACCAAUGCACAAAGCGCUUCAGUUAUAGCUCCCACCUGAAGAUUCACAUGAGAACUCACUCCGGCGAGAAGCCCUACAAGUGUGACCAAUGCAAAAAGCGCUUCAGUCGGACAAUCGACCUGAAUAUCCACAUGAGGACUCACUCCGGGGAGAAGCCCUACAGGUGUGACCAAUGCAAGAUGCGCUUCAGACAGAAACGCCACCUGAAAUUCCACAUGAUGAUUCACUCCGGCGAGAAGCCCUACAAGUGUGACCAAUGCAUGAUGCGCUUCAGUCAGAAUUACAUCCUGAAGAACCACAUGAGGACUCACUCCGGGGAGAAGCCCUACAGGUGUGACCAAUGCACGAAGUGCUUCAGUCAGAAAGGCAGCCUGAAUAACCACAUGGGGACUCACUCCGGGGAGAAGCCCUACAGGUGUGACCAAUGCACGAAGCGCUACCAUCGGAAAUGCGACCUGGAGAUCCACAUGAGAACUCACACCGGCGAGAAGCCCUACAGGUGUGACCAAUGCACGAAGUGCUUCAGUCUGAAAGGCACCCUGAAGUUCCACAGGUCGACUCACUCUGGGGAGAAGCCCUACAGGUGUGACCAAUGCACGAAGUGCUUCAGUCAGAAAGGCAGCCUGAAUCUUCACAUGAGGACUCACUCCGGGGGGAAGCCCUACAAGUGUGACCGAUGCACAAAGGGCUUCAGUCUGAAAUGCAUCCUGAAUAUCCACAUGAGAACUCACACCGGCGAGAAGCCCUACAAGUGUGACCAAUGCACGAAGCACUACGGUCUGAAAUCCCACCUGAAGCGCCACAUGAUGACUCACUCCGGGGAGAAGCCCUACAAGUGUGACCAAUGCAAGAUGCGCUUCAGUCUGAAAGACCACCUGAAGUACCACAUGAUGACUCACUCCGGGGAGAAGCCCUACAAGUGUGACCAAUGCACGAUGCGCUUCAGUCGGACAAGCAACCUGAAGAUCCACAUGAGGACUCACUCCGGGGAGAAGCCCUACAAGUGUGACCAAUGCAAGAUGCGCUUCAGUCUGAAAGACCACCUGAAGUACCACAUGAUGACUCACUCCGGGGAGAAGCCCUACAAGUGUGACCAAUGCACGAUGCGCUUCAGUCAGAAUACCAUCCUGAAUAACCACAUGAGGGCUCACUCCGGGGAGAAGUCCUACAAGUGUGACCAUUGCACGAAGUGCUUCAGUCUGAAAGGCCCCCUGAAGCGCCACAUGAGGACUCACUCCGAGGAGAAGCCCUACAAGUGUGACCAAUGCACAAAGCGCUUCAUUCGGACAGACCAUCUGAAGAUCCACAUGAGGACUCACACCGGGGAGAAGCCCUGCCCCUACAAGUGUGACCAAUGCACAAAGCGCUUCAGUCUGAAAGGCCACCUGAAUAGACACAUGAUGAAUCACUCUGGGGGGAAGCCCUACAGGUGUGACCAAUGCAAGAUGGGCUUCAGUGAUAGCUACGCCCUGAAGAUCCACAUGAGAACUCACUCCGGGGAGAAGCCCUACAAGUGUGACCAAUGCAUGAAGGGCUUCAGUCCUAAAGGCAGCCUGAAUAGACACAUGAUGAAUCGCUCUGGGGAGAAGCCCUACAAGUGUGACCAAUGCGCAAAGCACUACAGUCAUAGCUACACCCUCACGAUGCACAUGAGGACCCACACCGGCGAGAAACCCUACAGCUGUGACCAUUGCAAAAAGCGCUUCGCUCGGCAUGGCAACCUGAACGUCCACAUGAGGACUCACUCCGGCGAGAAGCCCUACAAGUGUGACCAAUGCACGAAGCGCUUCAGUCAGACAAGCCACCUGAAGAGCCACAUGAUGACUCACUCCGGCGAGAUGCCCUACAAGUGUGACCAAUGCACGAAGCGCUUCAGUCGGACAAGCCACCUGAAGAUCCACCUGAGGACUCACUCCGGGGAGAAGCCCUACAGGUGUGACCAAUGCACAAAGUGCUUCAGUCGGAAAAGCCACCUGAAGAUCCACAUGAGGACUCACUACGGGGAGAAGCCCUACAAGUGUGACCAAUGCACGAAGUGCUUCAGUCAGAAUGGCACCCUGAAGAUCCACAUGAGGACUCACUCCGGCGAGAAGCCCUACAGGUGUGACCAAUGCCCGAAGCGCUUCAGUCGAGGCCGCGCCCUGAGGUUCCACAUGUCGACUCACUUUGGGGAGAUGCCCUACAGGUGUGACCAAUGCACGAAGAGCUUCCAACGGAAAUGCGACCUGGAGAUCCACCUGAGGACUCACUCCGGUUAGAAGCCCUGCCUGUUAGUGCAUUGCAACGCCAGCUACAGCGACCCAAGCAAUUUGAGUGUGCACAUGCUCAAGCACACGGGCAAUGGGGUGCUUUCACACAGGGUAACGGGGCGCUUUGAUUGAGAGCUCUGUCCGGUAUUGGUCGAAAUUACUGCUUUUAGUUUUUCUUUUUAUCAUGAUUAAACACUUUCCUGCUUUUGA
This is a messenger RNA of Gadus morhua (Atlantic cod), 2752 nucleotides long. Its product is annotated as zinc finger protein 845. The record is from RefSeq and is a predicted model, not a curated record. Gene Ontology annotation, cellular component: nucleus. The coding region runs from base 245 to 2551 and encodes 768 amino acids. Lineage: Eukaryota; Metazoa; Chordata; Actinopteri; Gadiformes; Gadidae. Gene Ontology annotation, biological process: regulation of gene expression. The transcript has 2 exons.